Molecule: messenger RNA, 2173 nt
Organism: Lampris incognitus (smalleye Pacific opah)
Lineage: Eukaryota; Metazoa; Chordata; Actinopteri; Lampriformes; Lampridae
Product: S-adenosylhomocysteine hydrolase-like protein 1
Exons: 17
Coding region: 206-1741 (511 amino acids)
Biological process (GO): L-methionine cycle
Cellular component (GO): cytosol
Source: RefSeq, a predicted model, not a curated record
AGCUUCUCUCUGGCUUUAUCUUUGCUUCCCGUUCUGCCACUCUUCUCACCACCUGUCACCUGGACCUGUUGGCGAGGGCGCGGCAUACCGUAAACCCACUGUCCUUGAACACUCGCAUUCUGGUCGACCCACUGCUGAACCGCGCAGACCUACAACAGCGCUACGAGGUUAAAACUGUGGUCGCUGUGAGAGACCUCUUGCCAGCAUGAAAAAGGCUUACAGUCUAGUGAACCUAACCAAAGCCAAGGACCAGGAGGCAGUGCAGUCCAUCUGCAUCAAGCAAAUACAGCUUGGUGAACAGAAGCAGGAGUUCAACAAGCGCCCCGCCAAGACCAGUCGCCACUCCUUGUCUCGCUCGGUCUCCCAGUCCUCCACCGACAGCUCAGUUUACAGCGACAGCUCCGAGGACGAGUCCUCUCCCAGAGACAGACUGCAGAAAAACUCCAGGGGCCAGUCGGACUUCUGCGUCAGAAACAUCAGGCGGGCCGAGUGCGGCCGCAGGGAGAUAGAGCUCGCCCAGCAAGAAAUGCCAGCGCUGAUGGUGCUGAGGAAGAGAGCAGAGGGGGAGAGGCCACUGGCUGGAGCCAAAGUAGUGGGCUGCACACACAUCACGGCCCAGAUAGCGGUGUUGAUUGAGACGUUGUCUGUCCUGGGAGCCCAGUGCCGCUGGGCUGCGUGUAACAUCUACUCCACCCAGAACGCUGUGGCCGCUGCCCUGGCAGAGCGAGGGAUCUCUGUGUUUGCGUGGAAGGGCGAGUCGGAGGACGACUUCUGGUGGUGUGUUGACCGCAGUGUCAGUCUGGAGGCCUGGCAGCCCAACAUGAUUCUGGACGAUGGAGGAGACCUCACCCACUGGAUUUAUAAGAAGUACCCCAGUCUUUUCAAGAAGGUCAAAGGCAUCGUGGAGGAGAGCGUUACAGGAGUCCAUAGAUUGUAUCAGCUGUCAAAGGCGGGUAGGCUGUGCGUUCCAGCAAUAAACGUCAAUGACUCGGUGACCAAACAGAAGUUUGACAACCUGUACUGCUGCAGGGAGUCCAUCCUGGAUGGGUUGAAGAGAACCACGGAUGUGAUGUUUGGUGGAAAACAGGUGGUGGUGUGUGGUUAUGGCGAGGUCGGAAAGGGGUGUUGUGCUGCUCUGAAGGCCUUAGGUGCGAUUGUGUACAUUACAGAGGUGGAUCCCAUCUGUGCCCUUCAGGCCUGCAUGGACGGCUUCAGGCUAGUCAAACUGAGUGAGGUUGUCCGACACGUGGACAUGGUCAUCACCUGCACAGGUAAUAAGAACGUGGUGGGGAGGGAGCACCUGGACAGAAUGAAGAACGGCUGCAUUGUCUGCAACAUGGGACAUUCCAACACUGAGAUAGACGUGGGGAGUCUGCGGACCCCAGAGCUCACCUGGGAGCGUGUAAGGUCUCAGGUGGACCAUGUCAUCUGGCCUGAUGGCAAGAGAAUCGCUCUCCUAGCUGAGGGUCGUCUGCUAAAUCUGAGCUGUUCCACGAUGCCCACAUUUGUGCUCUCCAUCACUGCCACCACUCAGGCGCUGGCUCUAAUAGAGCUCUACAACGCCCCGGAGGGACGCUACAAACAGGAUGUUUAUCUGCUGCCAAAGAAGAUGGAUGAAUACGUGGCCAGCCUCCACCUACCAACAUUUGACGCACACCUCACAGAGCUGUCUGAUGAACAGGCCAAAUACCUGGGCCUCAACAAGUAUGGGCCCUUUAAACCCAACUACUACAGGUAUUGACUGAAAGACUGACAGGCCAAAGACGGGUUCUUUCAUGGACCUCUGACGGGAGCAGACGCCUCGUGACGCCUUUCCAAACAGCGCCCUCUGCAGGUCGAAGCAUAGUGAGCCCGCAUGACAGCGGAAUUAAAGUUUUGUUUCUCUCUCUCGCUCUUUUUUUUUUAAAUUUAAAUUUACUUUCGUCUGCCGGAGUCCUGGCGGUGGCUGCACGCCACAGCAGCAAGCGGAAGUCCGGAUAACGCCAUUACUCACGUGCACGCUGACGUCCAGAUUGCUAACAGCUUGCGCGUGUCACCGAUCUCUCGACCGUACGUAACGACUUGACCGUGAGAGGUCAUCCGUUACGUCGAAGAACAGCCACGUGGAUCAUUAGUAAUAUUAGGCAUUUCAAGCUGAACAAACGUCUCUAUUUUGAAAUAAAAGUUACGCAGA